AAAAAAAAAAACACGCGCGCGCAUCUCUUGUUUACCUCCGCCACUACUCGUCCCACCUCGAGCACCACACCGCACACACCAGGCUCUAGCCCUGUCACCCCUGUCUUGGGUCUGGCAAUCGAAGUCAUCAUCGGGCUUUUUAGAAGGGUGCUUGCCGGUGCAAGCGAGUUCGCCGUUGCUAUCCCCGCGCCGCCGCCGCCGCCGGCACAGUCGACAACAUGUUUUACUCAGACACUCUCGUCAACCAGACGGGGCCAUUGGCCCGCGUCUGGCUGGCUGCCAACAUGGAGCGCAAGCUCUCCAAGGGCCACAUUCUGAACUCCAACCUCAGCAAAAGCGUCGAGGACAUCAUAAGACCUCUCGACAACGCGCCGCUCGCCCUCCGCUUCAGCAGUCAGCUAUUGCUUGGCGUCGUCAGAAUCUACAGCCGCAAAGCGCGCUACCUGCUGGACGACUGCAAUGAAGCACUGAUCAAAAUCAAGAUGACCUUUCGAUCAACGGGAAAUAAUGAUCUCCCUGUCGGCCAACAUGUGCCGAACCGCGAGGCACUGAUGAUUCCUGAUCGAAUCACACCACUCGACAACCUUGAUCUCCUGCCAGCUCCAAACCUAGACGACUUCACAUCAUCACAAGUCGGCCGCAGGGGACGCGUUAGCCACCGCGACAUCAACCUGCAGGAGGACUUCAACAAUAGCCAAUUUUUGCAAGACGAUGAGCCCGAGGAUGAGCUCCAGCUCACCGUCGUUGAAAUGGAGGACCUUGAUCUGGAGCUGGACUUUGGCAUGGACCUUGACCUCCCUGUCGGCGAUAAGAGCAUUGAAAUGGGUCGUGACGCGCCCGCUGCGAGGAGCGUGGAGGACGACCUGGUCAGCGAGCUGGCUGCACCGUCCAAGGAGCCCGAACGCGAGCUUUCUCUUGACCUCGAGUUUGGCGACGAGCGGGUUCGUAUCGCCGAUACCGAAGGCGACGUGCCAAUGUUCGACGACGACUUCGAGUUCAACCUGGGCGACCAGUCGGCUAUGCCCCAGGGCCACAUGGGCGCGGUGCCCCCCGAGCGGGCCCGCAUCUCUGAGUCGCCGCUGUCCGACAUCGACCCCGAAUUUGCCAACGAGAUCGAGAUGGAAUACACGCGCACCAUGAACGAGGACAUGUACGAGCCUGGCAACGACACGGAGCAGACGGUGGUCGCAAAGGCACCGCAGAGGGCCAAGAAGCGACGUCUGCUCGUUGCCGAUUCCGAGACUAUGCUCACCAGCAACCACAUCCGUGAGCAGCAAGCGCACCACGAAAACAUCCUGAAGCCACAAUCUUUUGUUCCUCGCGAACCCUACCUCCUCGCCCUCAUCGAAAUGCAGAAGAAUGGCGGCUUCGUCACAAACGUGAUGAUGGACGCGCGCAGCGACUUCUGGGCGCCCGAGCUGAAGGGUCUGCUGUCUCUGGCGGCGAUCCGCCCAGUGAACGACCUGAAACGCAAGAGGGAUAGCGGGAUCGCCGAUAUCGGUAGCGAGGACGAACAGGGCGAGCCCAAGUCUCCUCGCCUCGAAAUUGGCGGAGAACUCGAAUCUUUCGCCCUUGGAGCCGACGAUACUGGAAUCCAGUCCGCUGGUGGUGAUGGAACCGUUCUUGAAAUACCUGCAGACGAGGGCUACGAUGCCAAUGACGAUACCAUCAGGCCCGCCUCGCGUGAAGGAGGCAGCCCGAUGCCCGCAUUUGACGACACGGUCGCACCAAUCGUUCACCCGGCCGACGGUGGUCCCAUCUCCAUCGGAACGAGGCACGCCGUCCAUAUCCUGCGCGACCUGUUUGGCCCCGAAGCCGCCACGGACGAGGAGAAGCGGAAGACAACGUCGGUCGUUUUCCAGGAGCUCCUUCCUGAGAGCCGGACUACCAAGGCGGAUGCGACCAAAAUGUUCUUCGAGUGCCUUGUUCUUGCCACCAAGGAUGCGAUCAAGGUCGAGCAGCCAGAGGGCCAGCUCGGCGGCCCGCUCCGGGUGCGUGGCAAGCGGGGUCUCUGGGGCGCAUGGGCUGAGCGGGAGGCCGGAGGCGAGCUGGCCGAGGAGGAGGAGGAUGAGGAGGCGGCGGUACCCCAGUCAGCCCCACAGCCGGCUGUGAGCAGUGCCUCGAUGGUGUCUGUCGAGGCAUGACGGCAGCAUCCUACAAUUGUAUAACCUUCCGUUUCUAUUUCUCAACACUCUUGCUACAGCAUCGAGUUUCCUUCCUUUGUACAUAGUGGAUCGGCAUGGAGGAGGAAGCUCUUGGGGUGAGGCUAGGGUUUGGUGUUGGCUGUUUUUCUACUUUUGGAUGGUUGCUUUUUUGUGUCACGCGACCAAGUGGCGUUUGGCGUCUGGAAUCAUUUUUAAUCUAGGGGGAUACCACUUGUCACUCGGAAAAAAGGGGCAAAUUCGUGAUUCGGCUUUUACAAAGAAUAUGUUGUGUUCACAGUUCCUCCUACAGCCCUGCGUCCAGAAGGCGUUCCAUUCCGGUUAUCAGCUAGGAACACGGCGUGUCAUGGAAACCACGCUCUCACAGAGACCCAUGAGACCAGUCGCGGGUUUCUUUUUAUAAUACGUCAAUAUGGAAAUGACGGAGGGAGACAUUCUAGCUAGCAAGCCCAUUACUAGGUAUUUUGGCACCUUCCAAGAUAAGUCUUUAGGAUAGGAUACACAAGAUCAAAUCCAGGUGGGCGUUUAUGUAGAAUAUAAUCAUGCAACGACGCGUCGUUUUAUAUGGA
Messenger RNA from Gaeumannomyces tritici R3-111a-1, 2731 nucleotides. Its product is annotated as double-strand-break repair protein rad21. The transcript is spliced from 2 exons. Gene Ontology annotation, molecular function: protein binding; chromatin binding. NCBI's taxonomy places the organism in Eukaryota, Fungi, Ascomycota, Sordariomycetes, Magnaporthales, Magnaporthaceae. Gene Ontology annotation, cellular component: synaptonemal complex; cohesin complex. The record is from RefSeq and is a predicted model, not a curated record. The coding region runs from base 219 to 2144 and encodes 641 amino acids. Gene Ontology annotation, biological process: synaptonemal complex assembly; replication-born double-strand break repair via sister chromatid exchange; mitotic sister chromatid cohesion.